Gadus chalcogrammus (walleye pollock) is the source of this 4412-nucleotide messenger RNA. RefSeq names its product damage-specific DNA binding protein 1 (gene ddb1). Lineage: Eukaryota; Metazoa; Chordata; Actinopteri; Gadiformes; Gadidae. The record is from RefSeq and is a predicted model, not a curated record. The coding region runs from base 110 to 3532 and encodes 1140 amino acids. The transcript is spliced from 27 exons. Gene Ontology annotation, biological process: proteasome-mediated ubiquitin-dependent protein catabolic process; DNA repair. Gene Ontology annotation, molecular function: nucleic acid binding; protein binding. Gene Ontology annotation, cellular component: nucleus; site of double-strand break.
UUGCUACAUUGCUAGCUAUUUCCGUACCAUUUUAACACCGAUGGUGUUUUGGUUUUCACUUGUGCAACGUUAAAACACUUCGUAGGUGUUUAUAUUCUGUUUUACAAAAAUGUCUUACAACUACGUUGUAACCGCUCAAAAACCUACGGCAGUCAAUGCCUGCAUCACAGGUCACUUCACCUCUGCAGAGGACCUCAAUCUGCUCAUAGCCAAGAACACACGGCUGGAGAUCUAUGUGGUGACAGCAGAGGGACUCAGGCCUGUCAAGGAGGUAGGCAUGUACGGCAAGAUCGCUGUCAUGGAACUCUUCAGGCCAAAGGGUGAAAGUAAGGACCUGUUAUUUAUCCUCACAUCAAAGUACAACGCCUGCAUCCUAGAAUACAAACAGAAUGGCGAGAGUAUUGACAUUAUCACCCGUGCCCAUGGAAAUGUGCAGGACCGUGUGGGACGGCCCUCUGAGACGGGCAUCAUCGGUAUCGUGGACCCUGAGUGUCGCAUGAUUGGCCUGCGGCUCUACGAUGGCCUCUUCAAGGUAAUCCCUCUGGACCGGGACAACCGCGAGCUCAAGGCCUUCAACAUCCGCCUGGAGGAGCUGCAGGUCAUUGACGUGCACUUCCUCUACGGCUGUCAGGCCCCGACGGUCUGCUUCAUCUACCAGGACCCACAGGGACGGCACGUUAAGACCUAUGAAGUUUCCCUCAGGGAGAAGGAGUUCAACAAGGGCCCGUGGAAACAGGAGAAUGUGGAGGCAGAGGCGUCCAUGGUCAUCCCAGUGCCAGAGCCAUUUGGGGGUGCUAUAAUCAUUGGACAAGAAUCAAUCACUUAUCACAAUGGGGACAAAUACUUGGCCAUAGCUCCUCCUACCAUCAAGCAAAGCACCAUAGUGUGUCACAACCGAGUGGACCCCAACGGCUCACGCUACCUGCUGGGGGACAUGGAAGGCCGGCUGUUCAUGCUGCUCCUGGAGAAGGAGGAGCUGAUGGACGGGGCAGUGGUCCUCAAAGACCUCCACGUGGAGCUGCUAGGAGAGACGUCCAUCGCAGAGUGUCUGACUUACCUGGAUAACGGAGUGGUGUUUGUUGGCUCAAGACUCGGGGACUCCCAGCUAGUGAAGCUGAACGUCGACAGCAACGACCAGGGUUCCUACGUGGGGGUGAUGGAGACCUUCACCAACCUGGGGCCCAUUGUGGACAUGUGCGUUGUGGACUUGGAGCGGCAGGGCCAAGGCCAGUUGGUGACCUGCUCGGGUGCGUUCAAGGAGGGCUCGCUCAGAAUCAUCCGCAACGGGAUUGGCAUCCACGAACACGCCAGCAUUGAUCUGCCGGGAAUCAAAGGUCUGUGGCCGCUGCGCUCAGAGCCUGGCCGAGACACCGACGAUAUGCUGGUGCUGUCUUUCGUGGGACAGACUCGAGUGCUGAUGCUUAGCGGAGAGGAGGUGGAGGAGACAGAGCUUCCAGGCUUCGUUGACAACCAGCAGACCUUCUACUGUGGAAAUGUUGCACAUCAGCAGCUUAUCCAGAUAACGUCGGGCUCGGUGCGUCUGGUGCUGCAGGAGAGCAAGGCGCUGGUCAGCGAGUGGAAGGAGCCCCAGGGCAGGAACAUCAGCGUGGCCGCCUGCAACCACACCCAGGUGGUGCUGGCCGUCGGCCGCGCCCUCUUCUACCUCCAGAUCCUGGCUGGGGAGCUCAAACAGAUAGGCACCACAUUGAUGGAGCAUGAGGUGGCCUGUCUCGACAUCACCCCCCUGGGGGAGGCUGGCGACCAGUCCCCCCUCUGCGCCGUUGGGCUGUGGACGGACAUCUCAGCGCGGGUGCUAAAGCUGCCCUGCUUCACGACCCUCCACAAGGAGAUGCUGGGAGGAGAAAUCAUCCCCCGUUCCAUCCUCAUGACCACCUUCGAGGGCAGCUACUACCUGCUCUGCGCUCUCGGGGAUGGAGCACUCUUCUACUUUGGUCUGGACCUGCAGACGGGCCUGCUGCGCGAGCGCAAGAAGGUGACCCUGGGCACCCAGCCCACAGUGCUGCGCACCUUCCGCUCACUGUCCACCUCCAACGUGUUUGCCUGCUCCGACCGGCCCACCGUCAUUUACUCCUCCAACCACAAGCUGGUGUUCUCCAACGUCAACCUCAAGGAGGUCAACUACAUGUGCCCGCUCAACUCGGAGGGAUACCCAGACAGUUUGGCUCUGGCCAACAACAGCACCUUGACCAUCGGGACCAUAGACGAGAUCCAGAAACUCCACAUACGGACUGUUCCCCUCUAUGAGUCUCCCAGACGUAUCUGCUACCAGGAGGUGUCGCAGUGUUUCGGGGUGCUGUCCAGCAGGGUUGAGGUGCAGGAUGUUAACGGCACAACGUCUGCUGUCCGGCCCAGUGCCAGCACUCAGGCUCUCUCCAGCAGCGUGAGCUCCAGCAAGCUGUUCCCCAGCAGCACUUCGCCCCACGAGGUCUCCUUUGGGGAGGAGGUUGAGGUCCACAGUCUGCUGGUUGUGGAUCAGCACACCUUUGAAGUGCUCCACGCCCACCAGUUCCUGCCCAGCGAGUACGCCCUCAGCAUGGUCUCCUGCCGCCUCGGACGGGACACCUCCGUUUACUUUGUGGUGGGCACAGCCAUGGUGUACCCCGAGGAGGCCGAGCCGAAGCAGGGCCGCAUCAUCGUCUUCCACUACACUGACGGCAAGCUGCAGACUGUGGCUGAGAAGGAGGUGAAGGGGGCUGUGUACUCCAUGGUGGAGUUCAACGGCAAACUGCUUGCCAGCAUCAACAGCACAGUGCGUCUGUACGAGUGGACGGCAGAGAAGGAGCUGCGCACGGAGUGCAACCACUACAACAACAUCAUGGCCCUCUACCUGAAGAACAAAGGGGACUUCAUCCUGGUGGGGGACCUGAUGAGGUCCGUUCUCCUGCUGGCCUACAAACCCAUGGAGGGCAACUUUGAAGAGAUUGCCCGUGACUUUAAUCCAAAUUGGAUGAGUGCCGUGGAGAUCCUGGAUGAUGACAACUUCCUGGGGGCGGAGAAUGCGUUCAACCUGUUUGUGUGUCAGAAGGACAGCGCGGCCACCACAGACGAGGAGCGGCAGCACCUCCAGGAGGUGGGGGUCUUCCACCUUGGGGAGUUCGUCAACGUGUUCUCCCACGGGUCGCUGGUGCUGCAGAACCUGGGGGAGAGCUCCACGCCCACCCAGGGCUCCGUGCUCUUCGGCACCGUCAACGGCAUGAUAGGCCUGGUGACGUCCCUGUCGGAGAGCUGGUACAGCCUCCUACUGGACCUACAGAACCGCCUCAACAAGGUCAUCAAGAGCGUGGGCAAGAUUGAACACAGCUUCUGGAGGUCGUUCCACACAGAGCGCAAAACAGAGCAGGCCACGGGGUUCAUCGAUGGGGACCUGAUCGAGAGCUUCUUGGACCUGGGCCGCACCAAGAUGCAGGAAGUGGUCAAUACUCUGCAGAUCGAUGACGGCAGCGGCAUGAAGCGUGAAGCCACAGUGGACGAGGUGAUCAAGAUCGUAGAAGAGCUGACCAGGAUCCAUUAGGUUCUGCUCGGGGUCGUCAUAAAUUGUUAAAGGGGGAAUAUUUGAGAUGGAUGAGGGGUGGAAAUUUGGAGACUGCGGUUUUGUAAAUAAUUAUAAAUAAACUGUGCAUGUCUGUCCUUCAGACUUCAAUUAUUUGACAUCUUGGUGGAGCCCCUGACGGCGCGACAUACUCAAACGUAGUACUUCUCUUGUAGGCAGCGAGUGCUACAUGGGAAAUGUUGUUCUAUUUUACCAUAAAAAAAAACUGUGGUUUAGGUGUGUGUGUGUGUGUGUGUGUGUGUGUGUGUGUGUGUGUGUGUGUGUGUGUGUGUGUGUGUGUGUGUGUGUGUGUGUGUGUGUGUGUGUGUGUGUGUGUGUGUGUGUGUGUGUCUGUCUGUUUGGGCAUGUGUGUGUGUGUGUCUGUUUGGGCAUGCAUGUGUGCUUGUGUGAAUUGGUGUGCAACGACAUGACCAACCCUGGACAUUGAUCCUAUUUGAAAUGAGAAUCCAUGGCCAGUUGUCGAUGCUUCAUGCUACUUUAUGCAAAAUAAAAGUGACAUGGUUAUCAAGCAUCUCCCACACAAUAGUUCUUUAUCACCAUUGUUUUUCUAGAGUUGAAAACAUGCAGCGGAUGAUUUCCGAAAAUUAUUAUUGAAGUCUUGAACCGGAAAUUUAUGUUUGAGACGUAAUGAGCAAAGUGAUGAGUUUUUAGCUAUUUUGUUGUUGUGAUGUUUUCUUCAUGUUUCUUUUAAUAAAGGUUACUUUACUACCGUUUACCCUAGCAUCCUAUUAUUCCAGCUUUUGAAUCAUUAUUUAUUUUUUCCCCUUCCCCUCUCUCCAUCCAAGCCGCACAGCCAUUGUGCCGUCUGUUUUGAGUCUUGUCCCAAUUAUUUUGUUUUUAA